Molecule: messenger RNA, 3377 nt
Organism: Camelus dromedarius (Arabian camel)
Lineage: Eukaryota; Metazoa; Chordata; Mammalia; Artiodactyla; Camelidae
Gene: RUFY4
Product: RUN and FYVE domain containing 4
Exons: 9
Coding region: 1028-2806 (592 amino acids)
Biological process (GO): autophagosome assembly; positive regulation of macroautophagy
Cellular component (GO): autophagosome
Molecular function (GO): phosphatidylinositol-3-phosphate binding
Source: RefSeq, a predicted model, not a curated record
AAUGGGCUUUCCCAGAUUCUGAGAAAUCUUUUUGCUACCAUGCACGGCCUCAUCUCCCUCAAUCAGCAGGUCCUUCCUAACAAAUAACCUCACCCUUGAAGGCUGUCCCUGUAGUCUGGGAAGUGAGGUGGGACCAGGCUGGGGCAGGGUUCGGUGGGGCUGGGGGCAGCCACCCUGCUCUAAAGACAAAAGUUUCAGAGGCAUGGAUAUCCUUGGGUUGGCCCUCCUUGCUACUGGUUACAGCCCCAGUCAUCACUAUCACUAGCUUUUAUUGAGUACUUACUAUGUGCCCAGCUAAGUUCUUUCCAUGCCCAUCUUGUUUCAUUUUCCCUCUAAUCCCCUGAGGUGCUUCAUGACCAGCCCAUCCCCACCAACCCACCCACCCACACACACACACACACACACCCUUCCUCCUUUUCUCUGUGCUUGUAUGUGUGUGUGGUAUGAGUGUGCAUGUGUGUGUGAGGUUUGUGUGUGUGUGGUAUGUGUUGUGUGUGUGGUAUGUGUUGUGUGCCUGUGUGAGUCUCCUGCCAGUCUGCCCCUCAUCUGCUGCACUCCAGUCACAUUGGCUUCCUUGAUCUUCCUAAAACUCACCAAGAAAGCAUCCACCUCAGGGCCUUUGCACUUGCUAUUCCUCCUGCCUGGAAUGCUCCUCCCCCAGAAAUUUGGAUGGCAUACUUUCUCAUUUCCUUCAGAUCUGGACUUGAAUAGUAUCUCCUCAGUGGGGCUUUCUCUGGUCACCCAAAUCUAGAUUUUUAACACACACACACCACACACACAUUUCACACAUGCAUGCACACACCACACACUUUCUAUUCCCUCUCCCUCCUUUAUUUUUCCUCCUUAGCAGUCAGCACACUGUAGCAUACUAUAUAUUUUACCUAUUCAGUUUGCUCAUUGUCUGUUUCCCCUACCAGGAUGUAAACCCACGAGAUCAGUUGUUCAUUGCUGUAUCCCCAGGGCUUAAAACAGGGUCUGGCAGAUAGUAAGUGCUCUGUAAGUAUUUCUGAAAUGAAUGAAGGAAUGAAUGAGAACGUUGAAGGCUCAGAGAGGUCAAGCAGCUUGCUCCUGGUCACACAGCCAGUCAGGGCAGAGCCAGGACCUGAAGCUGGGCCUGUCUGCACAAGCUCUUUCCCCCCUACCAUGGACCCACUCAGCCUGCUGGAACGCAGAGCAGGUUCUUGGAAGAAAUAUUUCUGCACUUUCCCUUCCCUCUGCUUGCUUCCAGUUUGACCAGAAAGAGCAGAAGGGCUUCCUGAGGCCUCGGAAGGAUUACUGGGACUUCCUCUGCACUGCCCUGGGGCAGCAGCGGGGGAACACAGAGCCAGCCCGCUUCGUCCACUCACAGAGCAAGCUGAAGACCUCACUGGGAAAAGGCCGUGCCUUCAUCCGCUUCUGCCUCGCCCGUGGACAGCUGGCUGAGUUCUUGCAGCUCUGCCUCCUGAACCCAGAGCUUAUCAGGGAGUGGUAUGGCCCCCGGAGCCCUCUGGUGUGCCCUGAACUCCAGGAAGACAUCCUGGAUUCCCUCUAUGCUCUCAAUGAAGUGGCUUUCGACUUGGACCUGCAGCGGCCAGACUUGGAUGGGGCCUGGCCCAUGUUCUCAGAGUCCCACUGCUCCAAUUCCAAUCGGACCCAAGGGAGAAGACGCAGAAAGACCACAGAUUCCCCAAAGGAGAUCUCAGCCACAUACAGAGACCCCAUAGGAGUCCACCCAGAGGAGCCAUACACCAGCCAAGCUGGCUGUCUGCAAGAUGCACCCAGGGAAGACCGGUUGGCUGGACUCCCAAGGACGCAGCAACACAGGCAUCUUCCCUCCUCUUUGGAAAAGAAGAAAAAAGAUCCCAGGAGUCUUGGGCACCCCCAGAGCAUGUGGGAACCAGAGGGGGAGGAGCUUCAGCAAGACCAAGAGAAAGGAGCUCCAAGGACAGGGAUCUACCUGGAGAACUCAACAUCCAGUAUCCAGGGACAGGGAGAGGGGGCCAAGGGGGCUCUGAAAGAGGUGAAAGGGACAGAGGCGAAAGGCAGGGGGGUGUUGCUGGAUGUGUCGGGCCAGAGAACAACAGACGGGACUCAUGAAAGAGAAGCAGAGUGGGGUCAUGUCCGUAGGCUGCUGGCCUCCAGCCCCAAAGGGACAGUAGAGGACGCAGCGUCAGGGAGCAGGCAGGAGGGAGAGGUGCCCAGCAUCCCAGGGGAGCCCUGGGUCCUUCAGGGCCUGGGAACAAAGGAAGGCUCCACCACAGAGAAACCCCAAGAGCAAACAGAAGUGACCAGUGUGACCAGGAAGGAGGAACAAGCAGAGAUGGCUUUGCAGGAUGUGGUCAAGAGCCUCAGACAUGGUCUCCAGAAAACCAAGGAGCAGGCCCAGCACCAGGAGCAGCUGCUGAAGGAGCAGCUGCUGAAGGAGCAGGAAGGGGAGCUGAAGGCACUGCAGGAGCAGCUCAGAAGGUGUCAGGAAGAGAGGGCCCAGCUGCAGGCGGAGCUGGAGCAGAAGCAACUGGAGGCUGAAAGGAGGGAUGCCAUGCAUGAGGAGGAGCUUGAAGGGCAGCGGGACCUGGUCCGCGCCAUGAAGAGGCGGGUGCUGGAACUGAUUCAAGAGAAGGAUGACCUGUGGCAGAAGGUCCAGCAUCUCUCUUCUGUGGCCCCUGGAUGCUGUGUCAGCUGUAGCAAGAUCUUUGGCCGGCUGUCUCGGCGGUACCCAUGCAGGCUCUGCGGAGGCCGGGUUUGCCAUGCCUGCUCUGUGGAUUACAAGAAGAGAGAGCGCCACUGCCCACCCUGCUCCCAGAGAAGAGAAGCCCAAGUCCUCUGACCAAGACCCCCUACCCCUCAGCUCUUCCUGGCCCUCUGGUCUGACCGGUCCCAUCUUCUGGAAGUCAGCGAUCUAAAGAGGACAGCACUUGAGUGGACAGGCCGUGGUGUGGAGGGUGGAAGGAGCGGGGCUGGCUGUCAGGAGACAGGUGCCCGCCCUGCAUCUCCCACUGCUGAGCUGGGCAACCUUGCAAAGCACUCAGCUGUCAGGCUUUUUCUGUGACAUGAGGGAGUGCUUGUCAUCCUCUCGAAAGUCCCUUCACCCUCAGAAAAUCCUCAUCCAAGAAUAAGAGCCUGACGUUUCUCCUCUGCACUCCCUCUUCAGCCAGCCCAUCCAUCAAGACACUUGUCUGGAGUCUGUGUGCUUCAGGGGUAUGUCUUUAUCAUCUUUCAUUUUUAACAGCUUUCUCCAGGUGCUGCUAACAUGUAAUACACUUCACAUGAAUCUGAUGUGUACAAUCUGAUGAAUUUUGACUUCAAUAUACAUCCGUGAAGCCACACCAUCUUCAAAAUAAUAAACACAUCCAUCAGCCCCCAUUUCCUUGUGCCCUUUGUUAUCUCUCCCUCCUGCU